Cynoglossus semilaevis (tongue sole) is the source of this 6693-nucleotide messenger RNA. It is a transcript of the gene bnc2, whose product is annotated as basonuclin zinc finger protein 2. Gene Ontology annotation, cellular component: nucleus. The record is from RefSeq and is a predicted model, not a curated record. The transcript is spliced from 6 exons. Bases 980 to 4900 code for a protein of 1306 amino acids. Gene Ontology annotation, biological process: regulation of DNA-templated transcription. NCBI's taxonomy places the organism in Eukaryota, Metazoa, Chordata, Actinopteri, Pleuronectiformes, Cynoglossidae.
GUGUUCAGUGGUUUGAGACAGAAAAUGUCGUCAAAAAGUGAAACUUUGCUCAAGUUCAUGCUGUGAUUCCAGGAUGAGGAGACAGUAGAAACAGGAACAAGAAUUCAAAGAAAAACAGGAGACUGUCCUGUGGUGUGAAUUACUGUCGGUGGUCCAUAAUUUAACAGGUAAGUGUAAAGAAUAAAAACACAUUUGCGUUAAAUAUAAAAAGCGGUGUUCCAUGUAACCAGUGCUCCGCUGUGUGUCGUCUUAUCUCGGAUUGGGGGCUCUGGCACAAACGGAUGUUACUUUUGGUUAAAAGCAGCGUCUUUGACCCAAAGUCACCCAGGUUGCUGACACGCACACGCACACACACGCACACGCACGCACACAAAGACACCCUCUUUUACACACGCGGUGUGAAAAAGCACCAGUCUGGGCCAACAUUAACACGGCAGCAGCAGCAGCAGCAGCAGCAGCCUCUCUCCAGCCCGGACUGUCCGCUGCUCUCCCCGCGCACUGCGCUGACUCUGCAGAAGAAAUCACUGGGGGAGUGAGAGGACGGCGUUUGUUGCGUUUUCCUAUAGGUAGAAGAAGCAGUUACAGCCCCGGCUUCUGGAUGUCAGCUUCCCCUGCUGUCUCUCUUCCAGGUUUGAGUGUUUGCCUUGGGGAAAAAGGAGAGGGGACAGUGUCGUGAUCGUGCGUCUCUUCUCUGCGCGCUGCCAAGACGCCUUGACGCGCGUAUCGCUCGGCGAAGCAGUUGAAACACAGCGAUUCUCCGCAUCUUAAAGUACAGACUUUUUUGUCCUUGCGCAUAAAAGUGUCACAGACGGCGGCGAUACUUCGGAGAGAGGAAACGCUCCGCGCAAACCGUCCCAGACAGCGUGUGGCACUGAAGAGGAGAAAGUUCCCCACUUGAGGGCGAAAUCAGACUUUUUUGAGGACGAGAAGUUUGAAAAGUGCCAGGAGCCCCGGGGUCUGAGAGAUACAACAUGCAGCAAUGUCCAAAGAGGCAGGGUUGGAUGUGAGAGGCAGUGAGUGCAGCGACACAGUCCCGCCAGAGCCCAGCACGGACCCAGAGCUGCCUAGGUCACCUCCGGACACCGCUGACAGACCCAAAGGCUCGGCUGUCAUCCUCCAGAGCAUCCACAGCAGCAGCAGCAGCAGCAGCAGCAGCCGCAGCAGCAGCAGUGGUCUGGGUGGCAUUAGCAUCAUUAGGAGCAGCGCUGAGGGAGCAGGCGAAAGCUCCAUGCAGUUCAGCACAAGACCUCCAAGUGCUGAGCAGCCAGGCUUCAUGGGGACAUGGCAGCAGCAGAGCACUGACAGCAACCUCCUCUACAGAAUGUCCCAGCAGGCAAUUCGUUGCACACUGGUGAACUGCACGUGCGAGUGUUUUCAGCCGGGGAAGAUCCAGUUGCGAACAUGUGACCAGUGUAAACAUGGCUGGGUCGCUCACGCAUUGGACAAGCUCAGCACCCAGCACCUCUACCACCCGACCCAGGUGGAGAUCGUUCAGUCCAACGUGGUGUUCGACAUCAGCAGCCUGAUGCUGUACGGCACGCAGGCCGUUCCCGUGCGGCUGAAGAUCCUCCUCGACCGCCUCUUCUCUGUGCUCAAACAAGAGGAGGUGCUGCACAUCCUGCACGGCCUGGGCUGGACUCUGAGAGACUACGUCAGAGGCUACAUACUUCAGGACACUGCAGGCAAGGUGUUAGACCGAUGGAACAUCAUGUCUCGAGAAGAAGAGAUCAUCACAUUGCAGCAGUUCUUACGCUUUGGUGAGACCAAAUCCAUAGUGGAGUUGAUGGCCAUUCAAGAGAAAGAAGGUCAGGCCGUAACAGUUCCCUCUGCAAAGACAGACUCCGGCAUUAGGACAUUUAUCGAAAGCAACAACAGAACCCGCAGCCCAGGACUCCUGACACAUCUAGAAAACAGUAGCCCAUCAAGUAUUCAUCAUUUCGAGAAUAUCCCUAACAGCUUAGCCUUCCUCCUGCCCUUCCAAUACAUAAACCCAGUCUCCGCACCGAUGCUUGGUUUGCCCCCUAACGGUCUUCCAAUGGAACAUUCUGCCCUUCGGCUACGGGAGCCCAGCCUGCCAAACCAAGGGGACCAGGUAGAAACCAGUGAGUCUGAAGUAUCCCUCUCACCCUUUCGCACUGGUCAGAGUCCAAGCCGUGGAACACUGGGUGCCAUGGCAAACAACAUUGAACCUAAAACAGAGCCCAACAAUCGGGCAUCGCCUAUCUCACCAACCCAUUCCACCCAGCAAGCUCAGCAGCAGCAGCAACAGCAGACGCAGAUUCAGCAGCAACAAGGCCAACAGCAAACACAAAACCAUUCUCCCCAAACCAACAGCUUGAGUGAAAACCAGGUCCACCACCACUUUGUGAAGGACGAGCAGUCAAAAACAAUCAGCCAUCAGUCCUUUUCCUCAAAAAUGCAUCGCAUGCGCCGCAUGGGGGCCAAUUCCCGCAAGGGCCGCGUGUGUUGUACGUCUUGUGGCAAAACAUUCUAUGACAAAGGAACACUAAAGAUACACUUUAAUGCUGUACACUUGAAGAUUAAACAUCGUUGCACCAUCGAAGGUUGCAACAUGGUCUUCAGUUCUCUUCGCAGCCGUAAUCGUCACAGUGCCAAUCCCAAUCCGAGGCUGCAUAUGCCAAUGCUGCGCAAUAAUCGCGACAAAGACCUCAUCCGUGCCACUUCAAACAGUGGCACACCUGUCAUUUCAAGCACCAAAAACGGUUGCUUUACACUCACCAGCCCUGGGCGGCCACCACUUGGUUUUACUACUCCACCAGUAGACCCUAUGCUUCAUUCACCCCUUCAAAGCCCACUGGUGUUCCCUUCUCUAAAAUCAGUCCAACCUGUUCAGCCAGUACCACCAUUCUACCGAACACUCCUGUCCCCUGCUGACCUCGUCAGUCCUCCAGUGUCACUGCCUACCAGUCCUAUUCUGCCCACCACCACUAAUAGUACCACCCUGAUGGACCAGCAACAGCAACUCCUGGCUGCUGCAGCUGCUGCCUCACACAAUAAUGUACAUGUGUCAGAGGCAGGACCCAUGUCCCACCACUUACCUACGCCUACUGCCAAUCAUGACCUCACCGGUGGCAACAGUGACCCCACACCUAAAAAGAAGCCACGGAAAUCUAGCAUGCCAGUGAAGAUCGAGAAGGAAGUUAUUGACGUGGCUGAUGAAUAUGAGGACAAAGAUGAGGACGAUGACGAUAACAUCCACCAAAACCACCAUCACCCAUCGUCUGUUCUUCACAAUAGCUUAAAAAUGAAUGGAAAUUGCAACAUCAACAUUAGUGGCAAUGGUAACGGGACCCACAGUGGUGGCAGUGGGCAUCAGUCACCUUCUCAUGAUGAGAUGAGCCCCGUCUUAGGUUUAAGAGGAAUACUGAGACAGAGUGAAGAUAAAUGCCGAGACGGUACUGGUAGUGACAGCAGGGGCGCAAAUGAUCUCCGAGGUUCAAGUGAAUUGCGCUGCAUGGACAGCUUCACCUCGGAAGAUCAGGACCAUGAGAGAGACUUUGAAAAUGAAUCUGAAGCCUCUGAGUCCAAGAUGUUCUAUCGUGAUGAGCUCAUGGAUGUGGAGGAGCAGCAGAAACACAACAAAGGUGGGAGGCGUUUGGACAAAGAUCAUGAUGAUGAGAGCAUCGACGAAGCCCACUUGAGAAAAGAAAUGGAAGCCAAAGGUCACUCGUCACCUUCGCUUCAUCAGCCAUCUAUAAGGAUCAAAGAAGAACUCAGUGAUCCUACCUACGACAUGUUCUGCAUGGGCCAGUAUGGCAUUUACAACGGAGGUAUGGCCGCCGCUGCUGCCGCCGCCGCGAGUAUGGCUGCACUGCACGAGAACUUCAUCACGUCUAUGGGAUACGGCUCCAGUCCUCCCAAAUUCCCAACUUCCCAUUCACCGGAGGGAGAUCCAUGUUCAAGUCCUGACCCCAAGAUCUGCUAUGUGUGUAAGAAGAGUUUCAAGAGCUCCUAUAGCAUGAAACUGCACUACAAGAAUGUACAUCUCAAAGAAAUGCAUGUGUGCACUGUGGCUGGCUGCAAUGCUGCUUUCCCUUCACGGCGGAGCAGAGAUAGGCACAGCUCCAACAUAAACCUGCACCGCAAACUGCUGACCAAAGAGCUGGAUGACAUUGUCCUGGACCCCCGACUAACGCCACUGCCCAGGGACCUGCGAGCCGAGUUAUUGGCUAAGAUCUACACUGGGCACCAUAUGGGCUUGGACGCUAUGACUGCGAUGGCCUUUGGAGGUGCCGGCCUUGGGUCAGUCAACUUUAACCACGCCCGUUUCCCAAUGAGCAACGAGUAUCCCCAAAAUCAUGUCAUCCAAGAACUGAACCAUCAGCACACGAACGGUAUGUACCAAGGCCAGCCUGAUGACUACAUGGUGCUGGACCUGAGCACCACGUCUAGUGUUCAGUCCAACAGCAGUGUCCACUCCUCACAAGAGUCAGACGAGGGAAGCGACGAAGGCAUCCUACUGGAUGAUCUGGAGGAAGAGGAUGGGGAAGUGGAUGAGGAGGAGGAGGGCAUCAGUGAGGGAAAAGACUGCAGCCAGCUUCCCAAUGGGCGACACAAACCAGGGCACCAAGUUGACAAUGGAGAACUAGGAGAAAGGAGACAUGGUGAGUGCUUCGAACCUCCGUCCUCACCAUUCAACCUUUCUUCUAGUGGGGGCAGCAACUGUGGCGGUGGUGGGAUCCUCUGCAACAUCUGCCACAAAAUGUACAGCAACAAAGGGACUCUGCGUGUGCACUACAAGACUGUGCACCUGCGGCAGAUGCACAAGUGCAAAAUUCCUGGUUGCCACAUGGUGUUCAGCUCUGUGCGCAGUCGCAACCGACACUCUCAAAACCCCAACCUCCACAAAAACAUGCCCUUCUCCACAAUAAUAGACUAAACAAGGACUUCCUACUCUCACCUCCUGUCAGUGUGCCCACUCCUCCCUCAUCCUGAUUCUUCCUCAAAUUAGCUUUUAACAUCAGCCCAGGGCUAUCAAACACAGGCCGAGUGCUGGUGUUCCUCCUGCCUAUCGUCUGUAAAGCAAAGCAAAACAUGUAUGUCCCUCUAAAAAAAAUGACAAUGAGUGCAGUUUCUGGAUGUGACCUUGGACUUCUUCAUCAGGUAUGGAGCGUGCUUUGUUAAAAAACAAAAAGGAAAAAAAAAAAACAAAAAAAAAAAAAAACGACACUUUUUCAUAACCCCUACAUUGUUUCUUUGAAACUGUUCCCAACUCGGCUUUUGUGUCAGUUUCCAAAGAAUUCAUUCAAACUCUUAUUUGUGACUUUGCCUGCAGAAAUAAUAGUACUGAAAAAAAAAAAAAGAAAACUCCUUGUUGUAUUUGUGUAAUGAAACCUUUCAAACGAACCCCUCACAAAAGCAUGACCGCUUCAUCUGUAAAUAAUGUCCCGAGAUGCUUUUGGUGAAAAAGACUUGUGUUGAUGGUUGUUUGCUUUUUCCUCAAUUCUUAUGGUUUUAUGUUACAGCCCAGUACAAUAUUUCCAGCUAUUGGCAAGAAAAAGGUAGCAUCGUACUAGCUUAAUUAAAUUAUGUUAGCUUUAAAAACAUGUUUUUACCGAGUCCAAGAAAAAAAAAAGAGUUUCACGUGACUUGCUUUAUUUACUUGUUAGGUAUUCAGAGGUUCAGCAUUCCAAGACACUGAUAUCAUUCUCUGUGGUUUUUUUUUUUUUUUUGGCCUGUUUUUUUCUUUCUUUCUUUCUUUCUUUCUUUUCGAGCUUCGGUAUACUAAUUUAGUUUUUUGCACUUUGCGUCUAUACAUGGGGAUGUGUAAUAUUAUUAUAGUGAGGACAUUUGCAAUGAUGACUUUGGGCGUUGUUUGCCGUCAGUGUUGGCUACAGUGCCGAGGGACUUGACGAUACCUUUAACAUACUUGUACCAGUUCAGUUUUUGCACAUACUCAAUAUAAUUUUACAACAUCCACCUGAGACACCCCUCCCCCAUCACUGCAAGUCUAUUUAAAAAGUGUCUGCUCAAAACCUAAUUGGGUUGUGACUAAGUACAAACUGCUGUUGAACAAACACAAAUCGACUGAGAAAUAAUUAAAACAGAAAAUUUCUCUUUUUAAUGAUUACCGGGAAACACGUGUGUGUUGUUAUAUGACCUCACAGCAAACACUUCAGCAGUUGAGCAAAAUAAUCUGUGUAAAGCAUGACAUCAUCGUAAAGGUAAGAGAAGCGACAACUUAAACCCGCUCCCUCCAAAGUCUUGUAAAUUUGACAAGUAGAUAAAAAAAGAUGGAAUAGUCCUUUAACUGUGACCAAAACACAAGUGUUUGCUUUUGUAUACGAUUUUUCAUUGUGACGUUUAACUUAAUCCAAGCCCCUCCAGAUAAAUAUGAUGCACUUGAGUCUUAAAUCUUUUGCUGUGAUAUUUUUGGUAUCGGAUUCCAUUGCUGACUGUUGACUAGAAAUGUAACUUGAUAAAAAUGUCACCAUUUUCCUGGCUGUCAGCUGCAGCCCUUCCACAUGUCCAUGACUGUCUUGCGGUACUGAUAUUCCCAGUAAUUUGGCAAAGAAGCCUGGGGAAGGGGUAUUUAUUAGUGGGUUAUGUAUCUCCACAAAAAUGUUCCUGUUCCAAUAUGAAAAUAUUUUUUGUAAAAAGACAAAAAAUAUAAAUUGUUCCUCCGUCUAAUCUGUUUAUCAGUGUAUUACAAAUGCCUUGUGUUUCAAUGAG